This is a messenger RNA of Parastagonospora nodorum SN15, 1053 nucleotides long. RefSeq lists its product as hypothetical. Bases 1 to 1053 code for a protein of 350 amino acids. The record is from RefSeq and is a predicted model, not a curated record. Lineage: Eukaryota; Fungi; Ascomycota; Dothideomycetes; Pleosporales; Phaeosphaeriaceae. Gene Ontology annotation, molecular function: oxidoreductase activity. The transcript has 3 exons.
AUGGCCAGCAAAACCAUGAGAGCAGUCCGCUUCCACGGCCCCUCGAGCGAUGGUCGCAUUACGAUUGACGAUAUUCCAAUACCCAGGCCAGGACCGACUCAACUCCUUGUCAAGAUUCGUAGCGCUGGCCUGUGUCACUCGGAUAUGGAAGUUGUCGAGGGCCGGCAAGCUCUCACGGGUGGUGGCGAAAGCUGGACCAUGACGCCAUGCCACGAAGCCUGUGGAACCGUUGUCGAAAUCGGAAAUAGAGUUACGCGCUUUGAAGUAUCAGACGAUGUUGGGUUCCUGCCCUAUUUGAACGCUUGUGGCGACUGUGAGGCUUGUAGUGUCACAUCUAUUGCGUGUCCGAAGACGACAAUUCAAGGCUUCAAUCACGAUGGCUUUAUGGCUGAGUAUUCGCUAGUGGAAGCAGGACAAGCCGUCAAACUACCCGAGAAAAUGGAUCCCACAACCGCGGCACCACUCUUCUGCGCUGGGUUGACCUCGUUUCACGCUGUUGAUAAAGCAGAGCUUUCUCCUGGUCAGUGGAUCGCUGUGGUUGGUGUUGGCGGACUGGGACAUUUAGCUGUGCAAUACGCUGUGGCAAUGGGCCUAAGGGUUGUCGCAUUGGACAUUGGAUCCGGCCAGCGCAACCUGGCAAAAGCUCUAGGUGCACAUGAGGUUUUUGAUCCCACAGACCCUGGGUUUGCAACGGCUGUCAAAAAUACAACUGGAGGUGGUGCCCAUGCUGCCGUAAUCAUGAGUGGUAACGUGCUAGCGUAUAAAUCAGGCCUUCAGACCCUUCGCAUAGGCGGUAAACUGAUGGUCGUGGGAGUAACAGACCCCAAUUUCUUGCCUUUGACAGCUGUACCUGUGUCGUGUGGGUUCGUUCAGGUCCGUGGCGCAUCUUCGGGACGAGCAGACGAGAUGGAAAAGUGUCUCAAGUUCUCGCACAAGCAUAACAUACGACCAAAAGUCGCAGAGUUUAGCAUUGACCAGUUUCCUGAAAUGUUGGACAUGAUGAAGAGCGGAAGGAUUCCUGCAGGACGAAUGAUUGUAAACUCUUUCGCCUAG